UUCACAAGAUGAGACUGGUGGUGGAAUCGCUGGAAGGGAGGGGUGCGUGGGUGGUCCCGCCUGAGGCGGGACACGUGCUGUUAUCCAUGCUGACGUUCUAUCUUCUCUACAUAUAUAACAUCAUCCGAUCGUGCGCUUUCGGUCUUGGGUGGCUCCCGAUUGACUUCAUUUCCUCAAACACACACGUACAGCGGAGAUCUGUCCCCAAGAGCUGACUGUCUGCCUCAUGGGAAAAUCGCUGACAGGGCAUGACAUCGACAAGUCACUGUACUGAUGGCCUCACGUUUUGUGUGCCAUGCUGCCCUUGCUGGCUUAUCUUGCCCGCCGUCACCUUACUAACCUGGCGCAGACAGCAGGCCAGGAUAAUAUGGUCACGCCUGGCGGUGGCAGCCAUGCAAUGGGCCGCAUAGCAUUGAAGCAUCAUCGAAAGCAGGCGAGACAGAAAGAUAGACGCACACCACUGGGAGUCAAAAACGAAACGCAUCCGCCGUAUCGCACCCACCAUCCGUUGGUCAAAACACUACACCUGCCUCCCUCCCUGUCUGCCUGACAGACCACAUCGACUGACUGAUCCAUGCACGCUUAGCAUGCACCACCCGGACGCAAUAGAUACCCUGACCACACCAGCUGUCCUCCCACCCACUCACUGCCGCAUUCGUAAUGCACCGCACCAGUUAGUUACUCUACACACACGAAUCGGCGAAGAUGAUGAUGGCAGGCACACCGACGUGGCGCAGCACAAGGUUGGUGAUGGAAAAAUAGAUGAUGCGUUCGUUGCUCCGUAUGGCGCCCCAGGGGAGGGGGAGGGGGAGGGGAGGGGAGGAGGGAGGGAGGGGGAGGGAGGGCCAUGGGAUGGGUGGAGGGAGGCUCAUCAGAGGAUGAAUUUGUGGAGGUCGGUCUUCUUGAGCAGCUCACCAACAGCAGUGCGGACCACAUCAGCCGUGAUGCUCACCCUGCCGAGGUCCAGGUGCCAUGGGAUCAAUGAUGUCUUUGCGUGUGCAUGUGUGUGUCGGGGUAAGCUUACUUUUUGCCCGACUCCAUCUCUGGUGCAUUGUAGCUGAACUCCUCCAUUAUCCUGACAGGCAAAGACAGCGACAGAGAGACAUGUCGGCGUGUCGUUUGUCUGUUCGUCUCUCUGGCAGUGUCUCACUUCUCGAUGAUGGUGUGCAGCCUCCUGGCUCCGAUGUUCUCGACCGACGUGUUGACCUCAGCGGCAACUGCUCCCACCAAUGAGAGACACAACUUUCACUCCACCCACGAGCACUCAUUUCCCUCGUCUGUGUACCUUUGGCGAUUUCCUGCACCGCUGUCUCGUCGAAGACGACCUCCACACCCUCUGUCUCAAGCAACGCUGCAUAAUGAUGGCACACACAGGGAGAGAGACAAGAUAUCCGCACACACAUCUGCGCAUCUGUGUGUUGCUUUACCUUUGUUCUGGUCAAUGAGGUUGUUCCGUGACUCCUUGAGAAUCUUGACAAAGUCCUCCUCUGUGAGCGGCUUGAGCUCCACUCUCACGGGCAGCCGCCCCUGCAGCUCGGCCAGCAUAUCGCUCGGCUUCACCGAGUGGAAGGCACCGCUCGCUAUGAACAGAAUGUAGUCCGUCUUGACGCUGCCUGCACACGCACAUGAGAAUCCACACAUACGUCGUUUGCGGGAUGUCUCCACUUCUGUCUUGGUGUGCAUGUGUCGGCUGACUGACCAUAUCGAGUCGGUAUUGAUGAUCCCUCAAUGAGUGGCAGGAGGUCUCGCUGCACGCCCUCUGAGGAUGCAUCGGGGCCACGAUACCCACCCUGCAAACGGGGGAGAGAGAGGUGGAUGGAAGAACGGAUGGAGUUGAUCGAUCACAUGCAGGUGGCUGACCGAUUUGGUGCAGAUCUUGUCGAUCUCGUCUAUGAACACAAUGCCCUCCUGCUCGACGGCCUCUAUCGCCUUCUGCAAAACCAUGUCCUGUUGGUGAAUGGUCAACGCACACCAAGACAGGUCGCACCAUACCAUGCUGGGGAGUUAGUUACUGAUGCGCACCGCACCUGGUUGAUCAUUUUGUCGAGUUCGAUUUGGACGAGUUUGGUCUUGGCCUCCUUGAUGGCCAUCUGCUUCUUCUCGGUGGGCUUCUUGCUGCUCCCACCACCUGCACACACACACACAUACAUCCACGUAGAACAUGGGAGUAUCUGUGGGUGUCUGUCGUACUCCUGCUACCCACCGGUGGGUGUGACGACCUUGAUGGCCUUGAUGUUGCCCUGCCUUUGUGUGAUGUAGUCCUGGAUGAUGUCGGACACGUCAACACCGAAGCCAACGGCCUGCGGCAUGCCGCUGCCCGAACCACCCACUGCACGAGUCACACACCACCCACAGAUGCACACACAUCAGCGGGAGCUCAUUGGGCGGCAGGUAUACGUGUGUCCUCAUGCAUACUCGGGAAUGAGUUUGGUGGCGAUAUUGGCACCUCAACUUGGAUCAUCUGGUCGUCCAGGUGACCCUGAACACACAUUGUCAACCACCACCACCGCCAUGAGUACCUCCCAUCUCCCUCCCCUGCCGCUUCUUUGCUCACAUUCCUCAGGUGGUCAAGCCAACUCUGACGGUCAGAAUUCUGAACGCACCCAGCACAACAUGUGACCCCAAAUGACCCUCCUCCCCAUGUCGUCGCGCACACCCUCCCACGUACGUACCCCGAUCUUUCCGAGCAGCGCCUCGAGUAUCUUCUUCUCGGCGGCCUCUUCUGCCUGUGGCUUGAGCUCCUCCUCGAGCCGCUGCCUUUGCCUCUUGAUGGCCAGCUCCACCAGGUCCCUCAGGAUCUGGUCCACGUCGCGGCCGUGGAAGCCCACCUCGGUGAACUUGGUCGCCUCCACCUUGAUGAACGGCGCAUCCACCAACUUGGACAGACGACGCGCAAUCUGACGACACGAAUGGGCCAAGGAGUAAUCUGGUGCCUGUGGGGUGUGUUGUGUGGCUGUGUGCGUACCUCUGUCUUGCCGCAGCCGGUGGGUCCGAUCAUGAGGAUGUUCUUGGGCAUGAUGUCUGAUCGAGCAGCGCACGCGCACACGUCCACAACAUGGAAUCCUUCUUUCUGUGUGGUUAUGGCUUACCGUCCUUCAUUUCUGAAUCCUUCAGCUGCUGACGCCGCCAACGAUUCCCUACACAGAUAAUGACAGACACAACAAAUUGAUACGCAUGUGCCUACAUGCGUUCUCCCCCCUCCCCCCCUCCCUCCCUUACGCAGUGCGUUAGCCACUGCCCUCUUGGCGUCUUUCUGCCCGAUGAUGUACUGGUCCAGGUACUGCACCAUCUCUGAGGGCUUCAUGCCCUUCCGCUCACUCACACGCCCCCUGGCCUUCUCCACCACAUCCUUGUCGCCAUCGGCGGCAGCCGUGGCAGCCUCCUUCGCAGGCUCCACACCAUUCUCGCCGCUCACCGCAUUCAGAGGCGUGAUCGGGGGCUCGGACGAAGCCGACUGCGUGUCGGAUGCAGCCGCAGCAUCGCCACCAGACUCCUUCCCCGGUGUCGUGUCGGGCUGUUCUGUCGCCUUGUCGGCAUCGGCCUUGGCUUCAUCCUUCGACUCGCUCGAGAAGUGCCGCACAGCACUCCUGUAGGCGUCCCGGUCGAUGACGAACAGGGUUGCUGGCUGCAGAGAGGCCGGAUGUCUCUGUCUGGAGCAGUGCGAUAGGUGCCGGAUGUGUGUGGUGAAGGGGAGUCUGUCGCUGAGCAGGGAGGGGGGGGGCGGGGCGGCAAAUCGACGGCGGCCAGCCGACGCUGUUCGCAGGAUGCUCUGGUGACGCAUGACCACAGCAAAAGAUGAUGUACAAGAGACUCUCGCAGAUCAGCAGCACCUUUCACAAAGGCCUAGCAACGCCUCUGCAUUUCCUCCUUUUCCG
Molecule: messenger RNA, 3875 nt
Organism: Vitrella brassicaformis
Lineage: Eukaryota; Vitrellaceae
Source: the annotation of a GenBank genome assembly